This is a messenger RNA of Pseudonaja textilis, 1238 nucleotides long. RefSeq names its product Ts translation elongation factor, mitochondrial (gene TSFM). Gene Ontology annotation, molecular function: protein binding; translation elongation factor activity. Gene Ontology annotation, biological process: mitochondrial translational elongation. The record is from RefSeq and is a predicted model, not a curated record. NCBI's taxonomy places the organism in Eukaryota, Metazoa, Chordata, Lepidosauria, Squamata, Elapidae.
UCCCUUGUCGCAGCGGGUGGAUGACGUCUAAUUUUCGCGUCCUCGACAUGCUGCGCGUUUCGGGGCUGGGGUGGACUCUGGUCUCCUUGCAAGCGAAGGGCGCCCUGGUGCCGCAGCAAUGGCAUUUGCCUCGUUUCCUUCAUCCUGGCAUUCCUGUCCUGACAGCAAAGGAAGCACUGAUGAAACUUAGGAAGAAAACUGGCUAUUCCUUUGUAAACUGCAAGAAAGCCUUGGAAAAAUAUGAUGAUAAUAUUGAAGAAGCUGAAAUGUGGUUGCAUGAACAAGCACAGAAGGAGGGAUGGAGCAAAGCGUUGAAACUUCAAGGGCGGAAGGCCAAAGAAGGUCUAAUAGGACUGCUUCACGAGGGAAGCUCAGCCGUAAUGGUAGAGGUAAACUGUGAGACGGAUUUUGUGGCCCAAAAUGUUAAAUUUCAACAGCUGGUUCAGCAAGUAGCUAUUGGAACAAUGAUUCACCAUAAGGAGACCAUAGACCAGUCAAACACGUAUGCUAAGCGUUUCUUGAAUUCUGAUGAGCUUUCUCAACUCAGGACGGGACCAGGCGGAUCUUUGCUCACUGACCAACUUGCUCUGGCAAUAGGGAAGCUAGGUGAGAACAUGAUUGUUAAGAGGGCAGCCUGCAUAUCGGUGCCUGAGGAUUUCUUCAUUGGCUCUUACGUACACGGGUCACCCUCCGAGAGCACCUCGUUGCUUUCUAACAUGUUAUUUGGCAAAUACGGUGCCCUGGUGAUCUGCAGUUCCUCGGAGGAAGACCCAAAGUCUGACUUUGCAGAACUGAGCAGAAGACUGGCCCAGCAUGUGGUUGGGAUGGCCCCUCUCUCUCUGGGCUCUCCGGAAGACGAACCCGGAGAUGAAUCUGAAACAAAGAUGCUUGCCCAGCCAUACGUUAUGGAGCCAACUAUUUCCUUGGGACAAUACCUUCAGCCGACUGGUAUGUCUGUGUUGGAUUUUGUGCGGUUCGAAUGUGGAGAAGAUCCAGAGUUGUCCGAAUCAAGCUAGGCACAAGAUUGGUUUGUCAGACUGGGAACGUCAGACUAGCUUGGGCUUGGGAGCGAUUCACAGAAGUAGCUGGUAAUGGUAAUGCCAGUAAUGUUACGUCUAAAGCCAAGAAUGAAGAACAUUGGAUGCCUUUCGAAAACGCAGAAGAGGCUUUGGUAGAAUGUAACCGACAAAAUAUGUCAAACAGAUGUUAAUGUGAACAAAUAAAGUACGAGUCCCUUC